CAUUGUUCGAUGAGAGCUCCGACCGAACUUUGUAUACGGAGACCCGCAGGAAGUGACGUACAUCGCAUCGUCACUUUCACACUCUUCCUUUCUCACAAGCCGCCGACGUAGCCGACAGGUACACACAAUAGAUGGUUCAUUGUGGUUAAGGCAAGCGACCCCUUGGGCGCGCGCGUGUUUCGGAACUAAGUCGCGUGCCGUGUUCUGUCAACAACCACCACGCCGUGCAGAGCAGCGGGAGAUGAAACGCCCUCGACCCGGUGGCUCUGUGAGCCCCUGCUUCGCGGCUCUUAUCUUCGUGUGGUUCACGUCGGCGCUCGUGACAGGAGCUCCAAUUGGCAACAAUGGCACGCUCCACAAGCACGAGGCGCUGAAUGACGACAACGAUCUGAACGGCGGCGAUGCGAAUGCAAAGAAUUACAAGAAAGUUCAUCUUGAGGUCAUCGAGGCACCCAAGACCAGCACCUCAACUACAUCAACGACGUCAACUACGACAGCGGCCCCGACAACGGCCCCGACAACGGCCCCGACAACGGCCCCGACAACGACCACGACAACGGCCCCGACAACGACCCCCACCACAACCACAACCACCACCACAACGACCACAACGACAACGACGUCCAAGCCCGUCAUCUCGGUCGUGUCCGUGACCAAAAAGGUAGAGGUCACCGUCGUGUACGAGUCGCACUGCCCAUUCAGCCGUCGCUUCAUCUACAGCCAGCUCCUCCCCACGUACCAGAAGAUGAGCCAGUUCAUGAACCUCACCAUCCUGCCGUUCGGCAAGGCCCACAUCGACAACGUCAGCGCCCCGGUACCCCACUUCACCUGCCAGCACGGCACGAACGAAUGCAUGGGCAACAUGAUCGAGACUUGCGUCGUGCACGUCGUCCAGGAGCAGCUGAAAGUCGUCCAGAUCCUGGCCUGCAUGUCUCAGAGCUACCAGCCGCAUCUGGCCGGACAGAAGUGCGUCGAAAGCACGGGCAUCAAGUGGUCCCUGGUUCAAGAAUGCGUGACCAAGAAGGGAACCCGCUACCUCCUGGAAACCGGCCUGGCGACCUGGAAGAUACAGUCGUACGUCGCCCGGGUUCCCUUGGUUGUCGUCGACGGGGAGAUGGACAACUAUGUAGAGUACUACGCCCAAAAGAAUUUCAUGAAAAUCAUGUGCGAGCACGUGUCUUCGGAGGAGUAUAGUCGUUCGCCCUGUGCUGCCGCGGGCAAGUGAUUGAGCCGUGCGUCGCAGGCUUUUAACCGCAUAGCUUUGCAAUACUUAUGGAAUACAGGAAGUGUGGUUUGUCAUCUGGAAAGACGUGUCCCUUCUUCUCGACAACGACUCUUCUGUUUCGUUUGUGGGGUUAUACAUUUUUUUUCCUUCUCUUCGUGGAACAUCAAUGUCAUUUACUUUCAUGCGCAGCAGCCAACGAUACGGUGCCCGGUCUUGUGCUCGGCCUGUCGUCGAUGUUGCAGUUUACGCCGUGAAACAGCACUGGAUUCGCGCGACUACCACAGGUACAGCCGCAUACUAGCGCUGUGGAGCGGGUUAUUUUUGCUCCGUGAUGAUGGUCGCGGAAGCUCGAUCCACUGAUUCACUUCCUACGUGUUUCGUAUGGUUAUUAUGAAAUCUACAUUGAUUCCAUAGCUUUAACUAUAACAUUAUACUUUCCGCAGCAUAUAAUGUCGAGGAACACACACGGAAUCAUUGCACCACGAGUAACGAUGUGUUUUCGAAACGCGAAAUUUCAGUUGUUUGUUGCACACACGCACCGUCAAGCUAAAUAUUGGUUUCGUAGCUAACGUUAGCUAUAUUUAGCUGCGUAUUGUUGUGAAGGGUAGUUAUACGUGGUGAAAAACCUUAUCGGUGUCGGAAUCUGCCUUUUUCAUUUUCCUGUGCUUUCUGCCGUUUCGGUAGGGGCCGGGACAACCGGUAUCGCCAGAACGAAAGCCUCCGAGAUCAAGAGGCGUUUCGCGACUUUUCCGCUGGGGGAAGGGCGCAUGCGCCGUGGCAUCGUGAAAAGGGCAGGUUGUGACACUCAAUUGGCUCCUUCGCUGUAUCGCAUCUUAGUCACGGUGAACGGCAAGUCAUUGGUGUGCACUAACCAGUGGUUAGUUUCAGGUUUCAUUCAUACAUUUAAAGCAUGUUCUUUCAUGCAUGCAAGUUUCAUGAAAUUUGCAUAUUUAGACUGAUACUUCGUUCUGAAAGAGAUGACUGUGUUCCGUGACUGCACAACGAUAGAAAUAAAAGCUGAGCUCAAAGUGCUAACAUAACAAAAAAAAACUGUACGACUGUACCACUUUCGAAAAACGACGCAUAAUAAAAAGACGCAAAGCGAAAAUAAUUCAAGCACCAACACCGUCGAUAGCUCUGCGCGCGAAACAGUGACUAGAACUCAGUACUGUUAACAUGCAGUUAACACGGCCAUAGGCGAAUACUUAAAAGAGUUCCCGGUCAUCUGUGUUCAUACUUACAUGAGAAAAUUUUAUAUGUUUGGCUACUGAUUCGUUAAAGCUUACUAUUAUAAGUUUAGAUGAUCUGUCGACUUUGCGUGCACCAAUUUGUUUUUUAUUGAAUAUUUUUCUGUAACAUCUGUAUGCUGUCGUGCUCAAAAGUCAUUAACAGUUCGAUAAAUUCUUGGUUCUGGUGUUGACUGCACGCUUUCGAAAAGAUUGCUAGUUAAAGCUGACUGUUAAAAGUUUAGAUGGUCUGCUGACUUCGCGUAGACCAAUUGGUUUUCUUGUCGACCUUUUCUUUGUAACGUCUGUAUGCUGUCGCACUCAAAAAUCGUUAACAAUUAAAUAAAACAUUGGUUCUAGU
This is a messenger RNA of Rhipicephalus sanguineus (brown dog tick), 2812 nucleotides long. Its product is annotated as gamma-interferon-inducible lysosomal thiol reductase. The record is from RefSeq and is a predicted model, not a curated record. Lineage: Eukaryota; Metazoa; Arthropoda; Arachnida; Ixodida; Ixodidae. Gene Ontology annotation, molecular function: oxidoreductase activity, acting on a sulfur group of donors, disulfide as acceptor. The coding region runs from base 242 to 1225 and encodes 327 amino acids. The transcript has a single exon.